ACACGUCUAAAUACAUUAUAAUGCACGGUUUUGCUUUCUCAACUCAAAUCAUUUCUGUUUUAUUCUUUGGUGGAGAUUAUAUUUCUUACCAAAAUUGUUCAAAAUGGUUCCAGAUACUCCAGAUACUCAGGAUGCUCAAAAAAUCCAGCUUAAUAAAGUUGUUUUGGAUGAUAACAUUGACAGCACCAGUACUAUCGGUAGUGUUGGUGCUCAAACCAUUGAUAAUAAUAAGGAUUCUGACCAUUUAGAGGAAACUACCGGUUUAGAUAAUAUCGAAAUUGCUGAAACUAAAACACUUGAACAACUAUCCCUUCAAAAUAACUUGAUCAACAAACUAGUGGAAGAGAAACUAGUUGACUUGACAUCCAAUUUCCUCAACUUGCAAAACUCACAAUUCAAUUCUCAGGUUCACUUACCCAAGACCGGUUUUAAUUUCUACAGUUUUACUCAAGGUCUACUUUUGGGUCAACUUAGUGUGAUAAUUGUUUUGCUAUUAUUUAUAAAAUUCUUUAUUUUUUCAGAUUCAAUUCCCAAAAAGAAUUCAAGCCAGGUUAAUGAAAGAUCAUCGAUAAAUUUUUUAUCAUUAACUAAUAAAAGAAAACAACAGCAGACAAAUGAACAGAACUCAAAUACUUUGUCUUUAAAAAUUGCUUCGAUUUUAGAAAAAACUUAUUAUGAUGUCAAUUCUCAUCCAACCGAAUCACUUGACUGGUUUAAUGUUCUAGUUGCUCAAAUAAUCUCUCAAUUUCGGGAUGAGGCUUUAUUGUCAAACAAUUUAAUCAACUCUUUUGAUGAAAUCUUAUCCGAUAAGAGCUCUAGCAACGCUCUUCCUGAUUGGUUAGACAAGAUUAAAAUAACUGAAAUUGAUAUUGGUGAUGAUUAUCCGAUAUUUUCAAAUUGUAGAAUAUUAGAAAAACCAAAUAAAAACCUAGAAGCAAAAAUUGAUGUUGAUUUAUCCGAUACUUUAACUUUAGGUAUUGAAACCAAGUUAUUAGUUAACAAACCAAAAUUUAUGAGUGCUGUCUUGCCAAUUGCGUUGUCAGUUUCAAUUGUAAGAUUCAGUGGUUGUUUAUCUGUUUCCCUAAUCUCUACCUCAGAUGAUGAAUUCUUGAAGUUAUAUAACCAAAGAAAAUCCGAAAAGGAUAAGAAGGACAAAACAGAAUUCACAGGAGGUGCUGCUUUAAUGUUUUUUUUCUCUCAAGAUUAUAGAUUAGAGUUUCAAAUUAAAUCCUUAAUUGGUUCGAGGAGCAAAUUAGAAAAUGUUCCUAAAAUCGGCUAUUUGAUUGAGGAAAAAUUGAGAGGAUGGUUCAUUGAAAGAUGUGUUGAACCAAGAUUCCAAUUGAUUCCUUUACCCAGUUUGUGGCCCAGCAAACAAAAUGUAAGGGUUCCUGCAAAUUCUUCAACUCCUACAAACACUAACAAUCCAACUUGAUCAAAAUACACACUUUUUAAUGGUUAUAUGUAUUUGUAUAUAUGUACUGUAUAAUAAUAGAACAGAAAAUCAAAAGAAAAACAUUUUAAUGAAAUAAUAAACAAAAUUGCAGUAAAUAAAAUAUAAAAUAUAUAUAUAUAUCAGAAACAGUGUUGGAAAAUACUAUAAAAAAUGAUUUUUUUUGUUAAGAAAAAAAACAAAAUAAUAUGGGUACUAGUUUGGUUGAUAAGAUUGUUGAGAAAUUUAAUUGAAAAGCUUGUUGAGAAAUUUAAUUAAAAAUCCUUUUGAACAUUAACUCAAAAAUAGAUGAUAAAUAAUGGCAGUUAUUAAAGAAACAAUCAAGAAAAUGGAAAAAAAAUAGAACAAAAGAAAACAAAAAUAUAUCAAAAAUAUAUCAAAAAAAAAAUUUAAAAUCAAGAAUUUGAAAAUCCAAAUUAAAGA
Messenger RNA from Ascoidea rubescens DSM 1968, 1873 nucleotides. RefSeq names its product ERMES complex subunit MMM1 (gene MMM1). Lineage: Eukaryota; Fungi; Ascomycota; Saccharomycetes; Ascoideales; Ascoideaceae. Gene Ontology annotation, biological process: mitochondrion organization. Gene Ontology annotation, cellular component: ERMES complex. The record is from RefSeq and is a predicted model, not a curated record. The coding region runs from base 104 to 1432 and encodes 442 amino acids. The transcript has a single exon. Gene Ontology annotation, molecular function: lipid binding.